GGGGCUGCGCUUCUCGAGCGCCGCGUGGGUUUGAAGCGCGGCGGCGCGCGGCGGGAUACCGACGUUAGGUGCGGACCUUCGCGUGAGUGGAAACGCAACAGCAGCGCAGCGGCUCGCCGGCUGGUUGUUGGAGAACAUGUCCAACGUUGACUGGAGGCCCUUUGUCUUCGGCGGACUCGCUUCCGUCACGGCAGAAUGCGGGACUUUCCCAAUCGACCUGGCCAAGACACGUCUUCAAAUCCAAGGCCAGGUAGGCGACAGCAGAUACCGAGAGAUCCGGUACCGGGGCAUGCUCCAUGCCAUGGCGAGGAUCGUGCGAGAGGAGGGGCUCCGCGCGCUCUAUUCCGGAUUAGCUCCUGCUAUGCUACGACAGGCCUCCUAUGGGACCAUCAAAAUAGGCACAUACCAGAGCUUGAAGCGCCUGCUGGUUGACAGGCCGGAAGAUGAGACCAUGCUGACUAACGUGAUGUGUGGUGUUCUCUCUGGAGUCAUCUCGUCCUCCAUCGCCAACCCCACUGACGUGCUGAAGAUCCGCAUGCAGGCUCAGGGAAAUGUGAUCAACGGCGGGAUGAUGGGCAACUUCAUCAACAUCUACCAGCAGGAGGGGACAAGGGGACUGUGGAAGGGCGUCUCCCUAACGGCUCAGCGGGCUGCCAUCGUGGUCGGGGUUGAGCUACCGGUCUAUGACAUCACCAAGAAGCACCUGAUCCUGUCGGGUCGCAUGGGGGACAACGUGUACACCCACUUUGUGUCCAGCUUUGCGUGUGGUCUGGCGGGGGCUUUGGCCUCCAACCCAGUGGACGUGGUGCGCACACGUAUGAUGAACCAGAAGGGGGUCGCUCUGUACCAGGGAACGCUGGACUGCAUACUGCAGACGUGGCGCUCUGAGGGCGUCAUGGCGCUCUACAAGGGUUUCUUUCCCAACUGGCUGCGCCUGGGACCGUGGAACAUCAUCUUCUUCCUCACAUACGAGCAGCUGAAGAAGAUCAACGUGUGACUGAAGGGAGGAGACGGCGAAAAGGAGAAGAGCACUUGGUCACGAGCCGAGGACCAACAUCUGGAGGUUUGAUGGAUCCUGCGUGGAACCGCAGGAGGAGGGGAGGGGCUUCAUGCAGACCCCCGUACGGGGGGCGGCGUGCACCCACAGGUGCCAUAGUUUGAUUCUGGCAGUCUGCGCCCGGGUUUGCAUAAGAACCGAGAAUGUCAGAUAGAAGCUGACAAUCAUUCCCUUUUUAUGAAAAGAAAAAAAAGGUUUGUGUGCACGAGUCAACAAACUGGGAUUGCGAUGUGGGGUUUUUAUUUUUAUAAUUUUUAUUUUCUAUAUUUAGUUUGCUGCAUGGCAAGUAUUUAUUCAAAGGUUCUCCCAGGAGUACUUGCAGCGUUCAGAGCCAAGAAUACAUCACUGUGUACUGUAAUGAAUAACAGUUGUAUAAAUGGCCCAAUGACCCGCAUGUGGGAAGACCGGUGGCUGGCGCGCCAGAGAGGGCAGACGUAAAUAUAACGGGGUCAUGGGGUGAGGGCUCCACGGCUUCUAAUGUGUUGCAUUGAAAGAGAAACACAGCCUUUAUUCAGGCCUUCGUACGAUCUCGCACGCUGCUUUAGGUUUCGGACCAGUGAGACGCAUUUAUGUACCAAACAGGGUGGAUUUGCUGUGUUUGUUGCUUAAAAGUGCCAUGGCGCCCGUUCCACGUGCAAGUCCAGGGAUUUUACAAAGUGCAUUUACACGCUGUGAGCUUUUGUUGAAACGAAUGAGCACAUCGCUGCCUGUUGAGCUGCCGUGCUGUCCAUGUGGGAGUUCACCUUUGGCUUAAAGGCUACUGUUAUCCUGUUUUUAUUAAAUAAAAGACAAAACCGAG
Messenger RNA from Gasterosteus aculeatus aculeatus (three-spined stickleback), 1856 nucleotides. RefSeq names its product kidney mitochondrial carrier protein 1-like. The record is from RefSeq and is a predicted model, not a curated record. Gene Ontology annotation, biological process: transmembrane transport. Lineage: Eukaryota; Metazoa; Chordata; Actinopteri; Perciformes; Gasterosteidae.